Aureobasidium namibiae CBS 147.97 is the source of this 1755-nucleotide messenger RNA. Its product is annotated as phenylacetyl-CoA ligase-like protein. The coding region runs from base 1 to 1755 and encodes 584 amino acids. The record is from RefSeq and is a predicted model, not a curated record. Gene Ontology annotation, molecular function: CoA-ligase activity. The transcript has 6 exons. NCBI's taxonomy places the organism in Eukaryota, Fungi, Ascomycota, Dothideomycetes, Dothideales, Saccotheciaceae.
AUGCCGUUCUACGCUCCAGACUGGGUGCCCAAGCUCCCCUUUGACAUACCAGACUCCAUCUCGGUAGACAGAUUUAUUCUGGAUGAGAACUUCGAACGUCAUCCUUUGGGAUAUUCUCGACCACCAUUCACCUGUGGUCUUACCGGCAAACAGUACAGUGCUUUGGAGGUGAAGGAGCGGGUGGAUUUUCUGGCCAGAGGACUGAGUAAAGAGCUAGGUUUCUUGCCCAACAGGGGAUCGGAAUGGGAUAAGGUCAUCGGUCUGUUUAGCAUCAACACCAUUGACACAUUGACCCUUGCGUGGGCGACUCAUCGUAUUGGCGGCAUCCAAACACCAGCCAAUGCAGCAUACACUGUCCAGGAGCUGGAGCACCAGCUUCGUGACUCUGGCGCCAAAUGUCUUUUCACUUGUCUGCCGUUGUUGGAUUCGGCAUUGCAAGCAGCAAAGACCGUAGGAAUACCCGAAAGCCGAAUAUACUUGCUCGAGGUACCCGAGUCUGUCGCUGGCAAGAAAAGAGAUGGAUACAAGACGCUGGAUCAAAUUCUCGACGAGGGCCGAAACCUGCCAAAGCUGGAGGACCUGAAUUGGUCCAAGGGCGAUGGUGCGAGAAAGACGUCGUUCCUGUGUUACUCUUCCGGUACCUCCGGGCUUCCAAAAGGAGUCAUGAUCAGUCACAAGAACGUCAUUGCCAAUGUUCUCCAGAUGCGCACUUUCGAAGACCCGUGGAGAAAGACGCUGAUUGAGCCUGGCAACCAAUCCGAUUAUACCGAGAACGUCCUUGGGCUGUUACCGCUGAACCACAUAUAUGCUCUGAUAGUCAUCGCCCAUCUAGGAGCGUAUCGUGGCGAUGGUGUCAUCAUAUUGCCCAGAUUUGAGUUCAAGACCUUCCUUGAAACGAUACAGACUCACAAGAUCAGCUGUUUGUAUCUUGUACCGCCAAUCAUCAUCACGGUCACAAAGUCGCGAGAUGUAGUGAAGCAAUAUGAUCUCUCUUCCGUAAGGAGCAUCUUCACCGGAGCAGCACCACUUGGAGAGGAGACGGCAGAGGACUUGCAGUCCAUGUUCCCCAAAUGGGCUAUUCGGCAAGGAUAUGGAAUGACUGAGAGCGCAACCGUGGUGUGCUCAACAAUUCCCAGCGAUGUGUACUUUGGAUCUUCUGGAAGCUUGCUGCCGGGGAUCGAAGCGCGUAUUGUUACGCCCGAAGGCGAAGAGGUAACAAAGUUCGACACGCCAGGCGAGCUGUGGGUCAAAGGACCGGCAAUUACGCUCGGUUAUCUCAACAACCAGAAGGCCACCGAAGAAACAUUUGUGGAUGGGUACUUGAGAACCGGAGAUGAGGCUGUAAUCAGGAAGCAUCCGAAGUCCGGCCAUGAGCACGUCUUCAUCGUGGAUAGACUGAAGGAGCUCAUCAAGGUCAAUGGACUGCAAGUGGCUCCCGCGGAGCUCGAAGCUCAUCUUCUGACCCACCCUUCGGUCAACGAUUGUGUCGUUAUUGGUGUACAUUCAGAUCGUGAGGGGGAGGUCCCUAAGGCAUUUGUCGUCAAAUCACCUUCUGUCGGGCUAGAAGAGUCUGACAAGAUGGUCAUGCGGGAUAUUGCUCGUCAUGUGGAGCAACACAAGGCAAAGCACAAGUGGCUGAAAGGCGGGAUUGAGUUCAUUGAUAUCGUCCCAAAGUCACCGUCAGGAAAGAUCCUGCGUCGUCUUUUGAGAGACAAGGAGAAGGAGAAGAGAAGAAGCCAGGGAGCGAAGCUAUGA